AUGAACAUGUCGCGUCAACGCAAAGUUCACAGCCAUUCCCCACCGAAUCAACCCCCUGCGCUGAGCCCGAUGGACGCGUUGAUCGACAACAACCAAGGCUCGUCCGUAGCUCUCGAAGCAUCUAGGUCUCGACUGGAGGCCUCCAAACGCGCCACACGUCCUACUCCAUUGCAGAGAAUUGAGCAACUCACCGGGGAGAAGACAGCACUACAAAAAGAGCUCGCGAAAUGUCAGAGGCAGGAGAGCGCCAACCGGGCCUUUAAAGAAGAGAUGAGGCGGGUUUUAGACCGACUUCAGCAGGCGGUAUUUGAGUGGAGAAGAGCCCAGAAGGAGAUUGGUGACGAUUUCGACACGACUUUGGAGCAACGCGCGGACACGGCCAGCAUUAAGGUUGGCUUCCAGAGCCGUGACGUUUGA
Exophiala mesophila is the source of this 417-nucleotide messenger RNA. RefSeq lists its product as uncharacterized. The transcript has a single exon. Bases 1 to 417 code for a protein of 138 amino acids. The record is from RefSeq and is a predicted model, not a curated record. NCBI's taxonomy places the organism in Eukaryota, Fungi, Ascomycota, Eurotiomycetes, Chaetothyriales, Herpotrichiellaceae.